AUGUGUCUAGGUUCAAACACAGAGUGGACACAAUCCCAACUACUUCAUUCCAUUCCAAGAAAACCGAAGCGCGCGAGGGUUCGCGUUCUUCGUUUAUCAAGCAGAAGGGCCCGACGGGAAGAAAAAGUCGACACCGAUAUGGAGCUCAAGAACUUGAAGCUGUACAUGGAGAACAUAAGCAUCAUAGAAGAAAACGAAAGAUUGAGGAGGCAAGCGACUCUCCUUCGACAAGAGAAUCUUGCUUUGAUGUCUGAGUAUCAAAGAAGAUUUUCCAAGAAUAACUCUUAA
Striga hermonthica is the source of this 288-nucleotide messenger RNA. The record is from the annotation of a GenBank genome assembly. Lineage: Eukaryota; Viridiplantae; Streptophyta; Magnoliopsida; Lamiales; Orobanchaceae.